AUGAACGCGGUAAAAAUGAAUAUGUUUCUGCACCGUAUGCUGAAGAAGAGUAGCAACGAAGAGCUGAACGUGGAGUACAGGAGCGAAAAGGAGGAACAAAGGAAGAACGAGGUGGGAAGAUCAGGGCAUCCUAAGGGAAAUUGGAUUAGGAAGCUUGGGAAUUAUUCACCGAGCAAGUACCAAGUUUCUGCCAGUCCUAUAAGGACAAAUACGAUGAAAGCUCUGGACAGAAGUGGGCUCAGCGACACCUACGAGAAUGGCACUCCACCGAGAACUUGUGGAUCCCCACAGGCACGCCCAGAGAUGCCGGAUUUGGAGAGUAUUAUUCGCGAAUUCGAGACGGGUUUCCUCUCUCCUUCGAAACAGGACGGGGCUGCAGACGGGACCAAGCAGAAGAACUUCGUGAAGAAGAUUGUCGCGGCAUUCGAGGUAAAAUACAAGACUUAUAACGAUCUAAAGACUGCACAGGAUGCUCAAGAAAGCCACGAGAAGAGUAAAAUGAACACUUCCAUGGAAGAAGCGCCGAAAAGGAAAUCCAUAGCCUCCAGCAGUCCGUUUAAGAGCAACCACGAUGAGUUUAUACCUUCCCAGAAAUUGGAUUGUGCCUCGGAUUCGAAGCAAAAUAGCGAGGAUGCAAAUGAAUCUCAGAGCCCAUUACCAGCGAAGAAUAAACCGGUGGUUGUAAAAAGGAAGUCUAGAAUUUUCGGCUCUCCGUUCAAGAACGCGUCCGACGACGUGGAUGGUUCUCCCAAAAGCGUAGAUAACGAGAUGAAAAGCGGAAAUAGGAGGUCGGGUGUUUUUUACGUGUCGCCGAAGAAUAAAUCGGAGACUUCCAACAGCUCUAUAAAAUUGGAAACAUUUUCGUCUCCGUUGAAAAAUGCAAACAGAAGUUCGUCGGAGAUUUACUCGAGCCCCUUGGGUCUGGAACGUCAAGAUUCGAAGGAUUCUAGUUCAGAUUGCUCGAGUCUUUUCAAGUUCGAUAAAGAGGCAUCCAGUCGAAGAUCCAAUUUUCAUUUCAGCUCGAUAAAGAUGUCAUCUCUCGACGAUACAAGAACGAUGGAGGGUAUCGAUCUCGACAUAACUUUGCCGGAACCCGACGAAACUAUUUUUCUGCCCACGGAUACGUUUCCCAAGACCAGUACGAUGGUCAAUGAGUUACCACGGAACGAGUCUAAUUUGGACUUCCAGAAAAUUUCAGGCAUCGACAAAACUCCGAAAAUAGUGGGAGCGUAUCUAAAGAAACCGAUCGAAGUCGAGGACACUUCCAUCGAUUGGAUACCCAUUACAGGGAAGAAAUUGCCACGAAAGAGGUCGCUGAAGAAACUGCUCUAUUCGCUGACCGGUAGGAAGCUGGAGAAAAAAAACAAACUAUUCUCCUCGGAGAGGAACUUGAGUGAGGAGUCUCGAGAGUUCCAAGAUUCCGGAUACGACGAGAAGUCCUGCUCCUCUUCCUCUUUGACUUCUCUGAUUUCCAUCACGGAAGUUUUGCUUCAACAGGAGAACAGUUAUAUCGAAGCAAACAGAAGAGCUGUUCUGAAAACCUUCAAAUCAAAGAAUACGUUGGACGACGAUGAGGAUGAAGCGUUCUGUGACACUUAUUCGUAUUGCAGGAAAAAGAGCACGAAGCAGCUGCAUCUAACCGAGGUACCACGCGAAGACGUGAAGCUGGAUCUCGGACCAUCCUAUCCGCCCUCGAAGAUGGUCACCAUGUCGUUGGAUCGCAAAAUGGUGUCCAAGAAAGCUCGCAGUCCGUCUCCGGGGAACGAGGUCCUAGACGGAAUACAGAAACAUCCUCGCACUUCCAAGAUCCCGAAGCAUCCGUUCGUUACCCUGGCAAAGAUGGACGAGCCUCAGGAAUUUUGCAACUCUCACGAAUGUCGCAACAGCCAGGAAUCGGUGAUGAUCGUCAAGAACGACAUGUACGAGGUAGAGUUCCGAAGAAGUUGCGACGAUCUUUGUUCGUCGGCUUCCUGUCGCAGCGCUUCGCUCGCUGCCAGCCACUACGAUAUCCCUAGGAGAUUCUUGUCCAAGUCCGAAAGCGAGAUACAUUCGAAGUGCCAGUCGAACAUAGAACAGGAACCGAUUUACGACGUGCCGAAGCCGCAAACUAUCGAGAGACCUAGGUCCAGCGUUUACGAGGACGCCCUUUCUUUAAAGAGGAGGAGCGUUCGCAUGAGGAUUGAAGUCAGUUCCAAGAUCUAUUCUCUGGUCCCGCACGAGUCGGAACCUCACUACGCUACCAUCAAGCCAAGGAACACCAAGAUUUACUUUAACAGCGAAACUGUGCGCGCGGUCAGCGAUCCAACCCUAGCAGAAUUCUGCGUUCUAAGUUCGCCUGAAUCUUUGUCCAUUGUUACACUGUUAGAAUACGAGUGUAGUCUUUGGGAGAAUCAUUCAUGCGAGUUAUUUCCAGAUUUUAAUAUUACUUGA
Molecule: messenger RNA, 2430 nt
Organism: Eufriesea mexicana
Lineage: Eukaryota; Metazoa; Arthropoda; Insecta; Hymenoptera; Apidae
Exons: 4
Coding region: 1-2430 (809 amino acids)
Source: RefSeq, a predicted model, not a curated record